CUCGCUCUCGGGUCUCCUGAGCUACCACAGGAGAGGAGGAAGACGAGCUGAGGCUGGGGAAAAGCCGCCCGGGCAAGCUGCAACUGGAGUGUGCUGCUCACAGACACAAACACCCCGCUGCGCCUGGCGCUUGCCGCCUCGCUCGGUUCCUUCCCAGCGGGGAACCUUCUCCCUUCGCAAAAGGCGGCGGCGGCGGCGUUCUCAUCAGCGGCAAGAGCAACCGCCUCCAAUACUCUUCGCCUCUUCCAGCCCAGCCACUCGUUGGGAGUUCUUAAGCAGUUUGUUGCCUCUGGGAAGGUGGGCGUCGUAGGGUUUUGUUUUACAUUGCGAGUUCUAGGGGGAGAUGUUGUACAGCCCUUCCUCUUAUGGAAGUUAAAGGAAGCCAGGCUGCAGCUUGAAAUGAUUUCGGGGAGGAAAAAUGAGAAGCAGCAGACUUAAAUUAAGCCCAUGAUUUUCGACCUCCUUCCCCGCCUUCUCUCCGGAGUGCCAGGAACUUUGAGGGAGGGGGGAGACUUUCUAAGAAAAGAAACCUCUCUUUGCUCAAGAAAUCCGUUGCCUUUUGGCUGCAGCGGAGAGUCUUAGCCACGCUUGAACAAUUUAUUUGCCUCGGCUGGAUUGGUGGGAAUUUCGGAAAGGAAAACCAGGGCGGUGGAGAUUGCCUGCCCUCGCAUUUUUUCCCUCCCCCACGCGGCUGAUCUUCACGGGGGUGGCACUGUCCCAUUCAAGCCUUUUCCUCUUCGCUGCCUUUGAACAUAUCUAUAGCUCCCAGGGGGUGAGGUGGGGGGGACACCAAGUUUUUGCACUUUGGGGACGGCUACUUUUUCUCUGGUUCUUCCUGGAAUUGGAUUGCCUUUGAAUAUGCUAAAAUGGGGCUGCUGACGGCUGUCCUGCUUUUCGGAUUUGUCCAUUUUCAAGUUGAUGGAUCUCGUCUUCGCCAGGAAGACUUUCCUCCACGAAUAGUAGAGCAUCCAUCUGAUGUUAUUGUUUCUAAAGGAGAGCCUACAACUUUGAACUGCAAGGCUGAAGGAAGACCAACUCCCAUUAUUGAGUGGUACAAAGAUGGAGAGCGUGUGGAGACUGACAAAGAUGACCCCCGUUCACAUCGCAUGUUGCUUCCUAGUGGAUCUUUAUUUUUUCUAAGAAUUGUACAUGGACGCAGGAGUAAACCAGAUGAAGGAAGUUAUGUUUGUGUUGCCAGGAACUAUCUGGGGGAAGCUGUGAGUCGUAAUGCAUCUCUGGAAGUAGCAUUAUUACGGGAUGAUUUCCGCCAAAAUCCUACAGAUGUUGUUGUGGCAGCGGGUGAACCAGCUAUCUUAGAGUGCCAACCUCCUCGAGGACAUCCUGAACCCACUAUCUACUGGAAAAAAGACAAAAUCCGAAUAGAUGAUAGAGAAGAGAGAAUAAGUAUACGAAGUGGAAAGCUCAUGAUUUCAAAUACAAGAAAAAGUGAUGCUGGAAUGUAUACAUGCGUCGGCACAAAUAUGGUGGGAGAACGGGAUAGUGAUCCUGCAGAACUUACUGUUUUUGAACGACCCACAUUUCUGAGAAGACCAAUCAACCAAGUGGUUUUGGAAGAAGAUGUUGUUGAGUUUAGAUGCCAGGUACAAGGCGAUCCUCAGCCAUCAGUUCGCUGGAAGAAAGAUGACAUUGAUUUGCCAAGAGGAAGCAGAUACGAUAUCAAAGAUGAUUACACCUUGCGUAUUAAAAAGGCUGUGAGCUCAGAUGAAGGAACAUACACAUGCAUAGCUGAAAACAGAGUUGGAAAAGUUGAGACAUCUGCAACUCUUACAGUUCGAGCUCGUCCUGUUGCACCUCCACAGUUUGUGGUAAGACCACGUGAUCAGAUAGUUGCCCAGGGAAGAACAGUAACAUUCCCAUGUGAAACUAAAGGAAAUCCUCAGCCAGCAGUAUUUUGGCAAAAGGAAGGCAGCCAGAAUCUUUUAUUCCCGAAUCAGCCUCUCCAGCCUAAUGCCAGGUAUUCUGUGUCACCAACUGGAGAUCUUACUAUCACAAAUAUUCAGCGGGCUGAUGCAGGAUAUUACAUCUGUCAAGCACUCACAGUUGCUGGAAGUAUCUUAGCAAAAGCUCAGUUGGAAGUUACAGAUGUUUUAACAGAUAGGCCUCCACCCAUCAUUCUCCAGGGACCUGUAAACCAGACAUUGGCUGUAGAUGGAACAGCUUUACUGAAGUGCAAAGCUACUGGUGACCCAAUGCCUGUUAUCAGCUGGCUAAAAGAAGGAUUUACUUUUCUUGGCAGAGAUCCAAGGACAUUUAUACAAGAUCAAGGAACCUUGCAAAUUAAACCUUUACGGAUAUCUGACAUGGGCACAUACACUUGUGUUGCCACAAGUUCAAGUGGGGAAACAUCUUGGAGUGCUGUGUUGGAUGUUACAGAAUCUGGGGGAGCAGCAGUUAGCAAAAAUUAUGAUUUAAAUGAUCUUCCUGGACCACCAUCCAAGCCUCAGGUCACUGAUGUCACUAAGAACAGUGUCACCUUGUCUUGGCAGCCAGGCACACCUGGGAACUUACCAACAACUGCAUAUAUCAUUGAAGCUUUUAGCCAGUUGGUGAGCAAUAGCUGGCAAACAGUGGCUAAUCAUGUUAGAACAAUUCCUUACACUGUGAGAGGACUCCGUCCAAAUACCAUCUACCUGUUUAUGGUGAGAGCUAUCAAUUCACAAGGGUUGAGUGAUCCCAGCACCAUGUCAGAUCCUGUCCGAACCCAAGAUAUCAGUCCACCAGCACAAGGAGUGGAUCACAGACAAGUCCAAAAAGAGCUUGGUGAUGUAAUUGUGCGACUACAUAAUCCUGUUGUGCUUACCCCUACCACAAUUCAAGUGACCUGGACGGUUGAUCGCCAGUCACAGUUCAUUCAGGGUUAUAGAGUUAUGUAUCGACAGACAUCAGGCCUGACUUCCCCUUCUGCAUGGCAGACUGUGGAAAUCAAUGUCCCAACAGAACGGAGUGCUAUCCUUAUCAAUUUGAAAAAGGGGGUUACAUAUGAUAUCAAAGUUCGUCCAUAUUUCAAUGAAUUUCAAGGGAUGGACAGUGAAUCAAAAUCUGCACGUACCACUGAGGAAGCCCCUAGUGCCCCUCCACAAUCUGUUACAGUUCUGACUGUUGGAAACCACAAUAGUACCAGUAUCAGUAUUUCCUGGGAUCCACCUCCUCCAGAUCACCAAAAUGGAAUCAUUCAAGAAUAUAAGAUAUGGUGCUUGGGUAAUGAAACAAAAUUUCAUAUCAACAAGACUGUUGAUGCAGCUAUCCGUUCUGUAAUUAUUGGAGGCCUAUAUCCAGGAAUUCAGUACAGAGUGGAAGUUGCAGCAAGUACUAGUGCUGGCACUGGUAUUAAAAGUGAACCACAACCUAUAAUCAUCGGAGGGCGUAAUGAAGUCAUCAUCACUGAAAACAACAAUAGCAUAACAGAACAAAUUACGGAUGUUGUCAAGCAACCUGCCUUUAUUGCUGGAAUUGGUGGUGCUUGCUGGGUUAUACUCAUGGGUUUCAGUAUCUGGCUCUAUUGGCGCAGAAAGAAGAGAAAGGGCCUUAGCAAUUAUGCAGUCACUUUUCAAAGAGGAGAUGGCGGACUUAUGAGCAAUGGAAGUCGGCCAGGCUUGUUAAAUGCAAGCGAUCCAAGUUAUCCUUGGCUUGCAGAUUCUUGGCCUGCUACCAGCCUUCCUGUUAACAACAGUACCAAUGGACCAAGUGAUCUUGGGAAUUUUGGUCGUGGAGAUGUGCUACCUCCAAUGCCAGGGGAUAAAACUGCCACAAUGCUUUCUGAUGGAGCCAUUUAUAGCAGCAUUGACUUCAGUACCAAAACUAGUUACAAUAGUUCCAGCCAAAUAACACAAGCUACUCCAUAUGCCACAACACAAAUACUGCAUUCCAACAGCAUCCAUGAAUUGGCAGUUGAUUUACCAGAUCCUCAGUGGAAAAGUUCAAUUCAGCAGAAAAGUGACUUAAUGGGAUUUGGUUACUCUCUUCCAGAUCAGGGCAAAAGCAACAAUGGUGGGAAAGGAGGAAAGAAAAAGAAAAACAAAAAUACUCCCAAGACUCAGAAAAAUAAUGGCUCUACCUGGGCCAGUGUUCCUCUCCCACCUCCUCCAAUACAUCCGCUUCCAGGAACAGAGUUAGAACACUAUGGGGUGGAUCUACAAGAACAAGGGUACAACAGUGAUGAUUGGUGCCCACCUUUACCAGUCCAAACAUAUUUGCAUCAGGGAAUGGAGGAUGAACUUGAAGAAGAUGACAGAGUUCCUACACCUCCUGUCCGAGGAGUGGCUUCUUCCCCUGCAAUCUCUUUUGGACAACAGUCUACUGCAACAUUAACUCCCUCUCCCAGAGAAGAAAUGCAACCUAUGCUUCAGGCCCAUCUUGAUGAGCUGACCAGGGCAUAUCAGUUUGAUGUAGCAAAGCAAGCAUGGCACAAUCAAAUCAAUAUUCAACCACCCCAGACUCCAGCUCCCCCAUUAGGAUAUGUCUCUGGAACAUUAAUAUCAGAUUUUGAAGCAGACAUUCCAGAGGAUGAAGAUGAGGAUGAUAUUGAAGAAGAGGCUAUAGAAAUCACAAGGCCAUUACGAGACCUAGAGCAUAGUUCAGGCUGCAGCAUGGACAAUCUUGACAGUUCUGUGACAGGCAAACCACAUUCUGCUUCUCAGAAACUUCGCCCAACCAGCCCAUUUUCUACUGACAGCAAUACUAGCAUAAUCCAGAAUCAGAGUCAAAGGCCUAGGCCUAAUCCUACCAAAAAACAGCCAUCCUUGCCUCAUCGUAGAGAAGGCAUGGCAGACGAUCUUCCACCACCACCAGACCCACCUCCUGGUCAGGGAAUGAGGCAACAGAUAGGUACUGGCCAACGUGGGGGUUCAACAGAAAGAAAAGGAAGCUCUUUAGAGCGACAGCACACAACCAACAUAGAUGAAACAAAGUGUUCUUUGGAUCGUCAAGCUAGAACAUCACUAGAGUGGCAACGGCAAACCCAGGAUUGGCUAACCUCCACAGAACUUCAAGGCCAGCAAAAGCAAGCCUUUGGAUCAGAAGAGACAUUGGUGCCAUAUAGCAAGCCUAGCUUCCCAUCCCCAGGUGGUCACAGCUCUUCAGGUACAGCAUCUUCUAAAGGAUCAACUGGACCCAAAAAAGUAGAUGUCAUGAAAGGAGGUCAUCAGCGCAACAUGAGCGACCUCAUUGAUGUAGGAUAUAUUGGAUUAAACAAUCAAGGACAGUUUUCUGAUGAAUUAUAGUAGUUGAAAAGAAACAUCUCCAGCUGCUUUCAAGGCCAUCAAGUCUCAACUCAUGGAAGUGAUGACACUAAACAGUGCAAUGAACAUUUUCUUUAUUUAUGUACUUACUAUUAAAGGAACUGUAAAUGCAAUGUAAAGAAACACAGCCACACAUAUCCCACAGAUAUUCUGCCCGUGUUCUUCUUUUACACCUUUCACUUUAAACUCUUUCUUAUUAAGCAUAUAUACCAGGAAAAAAAUCACCCUGCAGGGUGAAAUAAAUUUCCCUUGUACAUAAUUUCUUUUUCUUGCAUUGCUAUGCAAACUCACCUUCAUUUAGCUAUGUUCAUAUUAUUGUCUGUCCUUCUUGGUCUGUUGUACUAUAUGUGAAUUAAUAGGCUGUGGUGCCAUAUAAUAACUUUUAAUUGUGUAACAUUUUAUGUUUGAAGUUUGCACUGCAAUUUUUUGUUGGUGAUAAGCACAAAACUUUUAUGCCUCGUGUCAUGAAGAAGAAGAAGAUUGAAUGUGAAAGGAGUCUAUGUACUGUAAGCUAUGUUGGAUAAUGCUGGAUGUAAUGAAUUAUGUUAGGUGGUUUUCCAUUUGGGUGUAGAAUUAGGAAGAUGACUGGCAAAACUGAUGUUAGCAAGAGUUGAUUGGGACAUCAGGAAUGGAAUACCAUCUGAAAUCGCAAGUAAUGUUGCUUUUAUCGUUUAAAGAAAAAGGUCAAAUGAUGGAAGUAUCAGUUUCAAGAUCAGAUUAGAAUAUGAAAGCCUCCUAUCUUCUUAGUAUCAGUUUUUCAUUUAUUCAGUACAGUUGCACUCACUACAAAGGAAGGAAGUUAAGAUGUUUCACUAAAGCUGUUUUUAUACUACUUUUUAUUUUAGAAAAGAGUAUUAUAGUUGAUUUGCUCUUCCAUCUGAAGGUAGAGAUCCAGUAUGAACCAUAUGAAGGUAGAAAAAUACUUAGCAAGACUUAAAGAUGCAAUUAUCAUUGAGAUAUCCAAGCUGCUUCCAAAAAUCUACAGUAUUCAUCUUUUCAAUACGUGCAGUAAAGAUGAAGAUGUAGAGCUACGUCACUUGAAAUCCAUGAUCUAAUUUUUCUUAUGCAACUAAUACAUAAUUUUGCUGUAUUAUUAUCUGAAGCUGUAAGACAUUGAAACCCAUUUCAUUUGUAUUUAAAUCUUGGGUUACAGUAAUUGAAAAGAAAGAUAUGGCAUAUUCAUGCUCAGUUUUAAAUCAAGGUGUUUCUUUUUACCAAUUCACUACAUUACAGGAAACUGGUUUCAAAAAGGAAAAGAAGACAUCUUUGACCUAUUUUUGAUGACUAAAUUUCAAGCCUCUUCUUACAAAAACAAUGCAUGUUUAUACACUUUUUAAAUAAACCAAACUUGCUGUAAGUGGACAUUAACAAAAGCAUCCUGUCUCAUCAUUAAUUUUCAUGACGUUCUCCAGCUACUUGCCAGUUUUUCACAUCUUUGUUAGAAAUAUUAUACAUGUAUUCCAAUGCAUUAAAUAUUUUAUUUGAAGUUUACAUCAAAAAGCUUACCUUAUUCAUUCAUAUCAUUAUUACAAACAUUCAUAUACGCAAUUAGUUCCUAUUGUUUAUACUUUGCCUUGAUGAUCAUAUUACUGUUAAACAAAACACUUCUUGAUCAAGCAAAGAAAUAUGCGUUCUUUUUCAUUACAUUACUUUAAGAAUGUGAUAAACUAAAAUAUUUUUAGUAUAAAUGGUAAAUCAAUAUUGCAAUAAUUAUUUCUUUUUAUUUUAAUUUAGUUCAGAGUAUUGGCAAAUCAGAAACAAAGAAAGAUGCAUUGAAUCAGAAUGCAUGGAAGUUAUGUAAAAUGCUCAGUAAUUGAAAUGUUGGCCAGACAUAGAACAUUCAUAAAUGUAAAAAAAAACCAUUUUUCUAUCCUGAAUUCUGUAUAUUAAAAAUGAAUAUAUAUAUGCUAGUAUAAGUAGAAUGGAUACAAAAAAAUCUUAAUAUAGUUUCAUAUAAUAACGAUACAAAAAGCUGCUUUGAAGGAGAAAAGAACUCAUUCUACUCACAGCCUACCAAAAAUACAGCUAUGUUUGGUUUGGAGCAAUUUUAAUGUACCUGUAGCCAGGGAUUUUUCAAUUAAAUAUUUCACAACACCAAUCAGUUAAAAGUGACAAAGGAUAUUGAAUUUGUAUCAUAUAUCACCUUAAUUAUUACACAUUCCUUUCUUACUGUGAAAUACUGGAAUUGUGAUGUACCGAUGUACCAAUAGCUAGGAUAUGGGAUACAAGUCCAUUGCACAAAAACAUGUAGCUACCAAGUCUUGCAAGAUUUGACAUAACCCAUGUAUUCAAAUGUCAAGCAGUCUUUGCCAAUAUUAUCUGUGAACCCCUAUGUGUUAGUACUUAGGCACCAAAUCUCAUGAAUUUUCUUGUGAGAAAGUCACAUUGCCAACAAGGUCUUUUCCCCUUAACCUCAACUUGAGAGAUUUCUAUGACUUAAACAGGCUUCAAGUUACAAUCAGAAUAUAUUUGCCUUGAUUCUUGUUGCAACGUGCAGUUUUAUAACUGAAAACUUGUGUAACUUUUUUAAAUCCACAGAGUGACUGCAACUAACAUCUAGGAAAAAGUAGGUAUGUAUUAAAAUUACAGUGAAAUCUGAUUUGUAGAAAUUCAGGAUGCAUAACUUUACAAGACAAGUGUGUAUUUUGGAUAGAUCUGGAACUACACAUUUGAAAUCCUAUUCUAAAAGAAAAUAUAAAUUGGGAUUUAAAUAAACGUCCAAUAUUCACACUUUAAAUUAUCAUGGAUUGGAUUUAAAUUUCAUUUACAUAUUACAGUAGAAUUGUAGCCAUUUCAAUACUUAGAUCCAUGGUAUUAACACUAGUAUUUAUCCUUUCUGUCCUGUUUGAAGUUAAUAAUUCCAUGGCUAUUAUCAUGCACUUUCAUGCCAAUCUUAUUAGGUAGCAUGCUAACAGUACUGAAUAUACUGAAAUAUAUUCCUCUUGCUAAAUUGAGUGAGCUAUGAAAGUGGCUUCAACCAUACAUUUCCAAGUACUGUAAAAAAUCAGACUUAAUGGCUUAUCCUAAGUGCAAUAUGUAAAUGAUAGAAUCUUCAGAAAUCUAUUCAAGAUAAUGUGAUAUAUCACAAGUUUUCAAGAUGCAACAUAAAUUUAAAGGAAUAUAACAAUAUUUGAUAUUGUUAUAUUUGAUAGCUCACUGUUUAUACCUUGAAUUUUAUAUAGUAUGAUCUUCCUGAGUAUUUUAAUUGGUUUUAGAAAUAUGUGUUGAGCUUUGGUGGAACACCUUAUUGGCCAAUUGUUCUUCACAAUACAAUGUGAACAAAAGUAGCCAUCCCAGACUCUUCGUUAAAUGUCUUGUUUUUUUAGUUCCAAUUUUGUAUCAGUAAAAAACAAUCAGUUAAAAUACGUAGUGCUAUAAUAUCAGUCUAUUAUUCACUACUAUAGAAUUAUCUUUACAUUAUUCUUAGGAUGCUUUUAAAAAGAUUUAAUGUUUAACAGAUGCUAUUACUUUAUCUCUUCUUUCUCUCCCUAUUUCUCAUUAUGUAGUGUACUUCAAAUAAUCACAGAACCUAUUUUUUAAAAUGUGCAAUUUGCCUUUUUUCUUUUUUUAUAAUUGAAGGAAACUUUUUUAUAAUUGAAAAUAUUUCUUAUUCAUAAUGUGUCUAAAGAAAAGGAAUGUGGUGGCAGCUCUUAAAACUGUUUUCUAAUUUUUUUAUAUAAAAUGAUUCAGUUACAACAGUUUUUUCAGUCACAUACACACAAAGAAGAUGACCUCUUAAUGUGUUUCAUGUGUUAGUGAAGCAAAGUUUAAUAGGCAUAAAGUUGGUUAAUCGUAAUGUUAAGUGUGUAUUGUAUAUCUACUGGGGAAAAUAAACUUCCACAUUUCAAAAAAAAUUAAAGAAAUUUUAUUUAACACACUCAAUAUUUGAUUGCAUGAACAUAACAUUGCAAUUUUAUUCCUAAAAUGUACUGUUGCAUUUUUCUGUACCCCUAAAGUAUCAUUUCAUAGCUAUUCUACUGAAAUCCAGACUGAAAAUGGCACCCUAUUAAAAGUCUUCCUAGCAAACACUAUAAAUGUAUCAGAAAAGCUGUUGUAUCAUCCUUCUCUGCCCUUGCUACCAUGGUACCUGAUAGAGAAUGAAAACCAGCUCCCUUAAUUUAGUUAUGUGACUUAGGACUGAAAAGGUUUGAGGCUCUUGAAUGCCAAUGUAGACCAGUCAUGCAUCAUCAGAAGAAAUUACUUGUGCUAACUUUGCCAUCAAACU
Messenger RNA from Ahaetulla prasina, 9483 nucleotides. RefSeq names its product roundabout guidance receptor 2 (gene ROBO2). The coding region runs from base 867 to 5240 and encodes 1457 amino acids. The record is from RefSeq and is a predicted model, not a curated record. The transcript is spliced from 28 exons. Lineage: Eukaryota; Metazoa; Chordata; Lepidosauria; Squamata; Colubridae. Gene Ontology annotation, molecular function: protein binding. Gene Ontology annotation, cellular component: neuron projection.